Linum trigynum is the source of this 2365-nucleotide messenger RNA. NCBI's taxonomy places the organism in Eukaryota, Viridiplantae, Streptophyta, Magnoliopsida, Malpighiales, Linaceae. The record is from the annotation of a GenBank genome assembly.
GUUACGUUGCUUUAAAAACCUCAAAUUAGAAGCUAAUCUUAUUGUGACAACAUUUUAGCUACUGGUUAAUAAUUCCGAUGAUUUAAUUAAUAUUAAUGAUGUGGUAGGCUAAUAAUGUUUACAAUAUGAUUGAUAAAUCUCGUUUCAAUUUGAUUGAGAACGUUAAUAAUAGCAUCACCAGAAAAUGUUAAUAACGUAUGUGAAAAAACUAAUAUGUAUUGUUGACAACAUUGACAACUCCGUUACGUUGCUCUAAAAAUCUCAAAUCAGAGGCUCCCCUUAUUGUCAUAUGGUUUUAGUUACCUGUUAAUAAUUUCAGUAAUAUAAUUAAUAAUAGAGUCGCGGAGGUUAACAAUGUUGACAACACGACCAUAAAAGCACCUUUUUUAUUGAUAACUAUAGUAGCGUCAGCAAAAAAAUGUUAAUAAUGUAAGCCAAUUAACUAAUAUGUAAGGUUGAAAAUGUUGACAACUCCGUUACAUUAUCUCGAAAACCUCAAUCCACCAACUACUCAAUCCACAGACUCCUCCUUUACGUUGACAAUUCCGUCGCGUUUCUUUUCGAUGGCAAGCAACGGAUGUAGCGUCCCAAUAACAAGUUUGUUCUUACAGAUCUUGGAUUGUGGCAUAUCGUGUAGCACUACAAAAAAAUUGAUAAUGGCGUUCAAAAUAUUACUAAUGCUGAAAAAACGCUAAUAAUGAACAAAGGUUGUUAAUACUACAUGUAAAACGACAGAUUCUUUAAUAAUAGAGAGCAAAAGGUUGAGAGCGAGAACAUAUUGAUUAACAAUGUUUACAAAAACAGUUUGUAAACGCCCACCGAAUGAUUAAUAAUAGAUAGCAAAAAGGUUCAUAACGAGCAGAAAUUGAUUAACAAUGGACACAAAAAAUUAAAAAUAAAUACUACUGUGCACCGACUAAUCCCAUGCAUCGACGCGACGGUAAAACCUCACAAAUACAAAUUGAUUGACAAUGGACACAAAUAAAUGAUUUGCAUGACAGAUUGAUUAACAAUAGAGGGCAAAAAAGUUGAAAACGAACACGUAUUAAUUAAUAAUAGAGACACAUCACGGUUUGCAAACGCCCACGGAAUGAUUAAUAAUAGAUGCCAAAAGUUUGAGAACGAGAACAGGUUGAUUAACAAUGGACAGGAUAAAACUCUGCAAACGUCCACGAAUUCAUUAAUAACAGACACCAAAUAAAUUAAAAAUGAACCUACUAUUGUGCAACGCCUACUCCUCCCAUGCAACAACAAAACCCUAAUCUCAUGCAGCGCCAAAACCCAAGAUCCCAUGCAAUGCCAAAAACCCACAAAAAAUCGGCAAAAAAAAAUUGGAGACGAGAAAAUACCUUAUAACGCCGCCGACGAGAGACUGAGAGGCCGAGUUGAAACGAGAUCACGACGAGAGACUGAGGGCGAUGGAAUCGGCGAUGGUGGACUCAGCGGGAGGGAGAACUCGAAUCGUCGGCCGACGGCAACAACGGGAACGACGACGGCAACAACGGACGAUGGACUCGGGACGGAGAAGGGAAAGCGACGACGGAGAACUCGAAUCGUCGGCACGACGACUGGCUGCUGUGCUUUGCCAGAAUUCUCAGCGGGAGGGAGAACUCGAAUCAUCGGCCAACGGCGGCAACAACGACUGAUGGACUCGGGACGGAGAAGGGACGACCGGACGACGGAGAAGGGACGACCGGACAACGGACGGAGAAGUUGGGACGACAGCCGGAGAAGUCGGGAAGACGGACGGUUUGCUCUUCUUGCGGGAGGAAUAAUGAGUUAGGGUUUUUGAAAAAAAUACGCAUGUUUUAAUGUUUUAAUUUAAUUGUAUUCUCCUUAAUACCUCUAACAACUUUUUAACUAAUAACUCCCUACUAACUACCUAAUCUUAAGUUAGCCAAUCACAAGGCUUUAAGUUCGUCCUUAAAAAAGAGGCCUUAAGGACCUGAACUUAGUCCCUUUGAUGAUGAAUGUAGGGUUGGAGGUCUAUCGCUUUUGGUUUAACCAAAAACUGAAUAUCCGGUAAUCGGUUAAACGAACCACCUCCUUAUACCAUCCGACAACCCACCGAGAAGGGGUGCACCGUUAACCGACCACCAACCAGUUGUUUACUGAUUUUUUGUUCGGUUAGCCGUGCAACCGAAAUAUUGCUGGCAAGUUCGGUUUAGUCGGGUAACCGACCGGUAAUGGACCCGACAACAGUCCCACCUGCAUAAAAAAAUCAGUUAAAUUUCCUAAAACUAAUAAAGGCUCAAACCUACAUUGCUACAUUUCAAUCGCCCAAAGUAAAGUCUCAAUCCCUUUUGCAUCGAAAAUACAUCUAAGACAACAUAAUUCAUGUCUCAAAUAAAGUCAUAAAUUCCAC